AUGGAGGUGUUGCAUGGUCCCGGCGCGCUGUUUGUGUCUCAGCCCGUCACGAUGUUUCCUCCCAGCAUGCAGCGGAUGUUCACCACACGGAGUGACGUGUAUGCCUGCUACUCCUUCGAAGCUAACACGCCAUCUCGCACGCCGACUCCUGAGCGCCAGUACAGAUCCUGUGCUAAACAGUGCAACAGUAUGGAAACAUCUAGUCAUGCUACAACGUUGCAAUCAGUUCUUCGAGGAGAAGUCCCUGCAGCAUAUUCUCAUCUUGCAUCGUCCUCGUCAUCUCAACACUUCUCAUCAUCUUCGUCAUUAUCUUCCUCUUCGUUGUCGCCAGUAACUAAUAAUAAUAAUAAUAAUCAUACAAUGUCAAUGGAGCUUGAUCCAUUACUGAAUCCAGUUCUGUCUCCAUGCCCCAGCCAUCAUAGCUCCGCGAGCUACAGUCCCCGACCAGAGUCACACGAGUCAAACGCCUCCCAGGAUUCCAUGUCUGAUAUGCAGACAGAACCUAUGGACCUUAGUUGCAAAAGAUCAUCUCGCAAGAGGACUGCUGUGUCGGCAUUCCUUAACGUUGCCUCCACGAACAAUAAAUUAUCCGUCCUUUCCACAUCUCUUCCUGCCAAGUUCAACACGACUCGGGCAUCAUCGUCUGAAUUCUUAUCCUCAUCGUCGUCCUUCCCAACAUCAUCGUCACCAUCUGUGACGACUAUGCAUAGCUUCCCACCCAGCCCGAGCGAUGGACAGCACGGGGAAGAAUUCUCCCUCCUAAGAAAUCUCCUCAGUGUCGGCAAACAUCAGUUUGGCUCUCCAAGUUCCUCAUCGGGAUGUCUUAGUAACUCCACGCCAAAUCUCAGCUCGGACCGAGGCUGCGACUCCCCAAACUCUGACUAUUUCUCUAGAACACCAGUUACGGGCAACACCAGAGUCCAUCUCGCCAAGAAGAACUUGUACCCGGUCAGCGCCCGGGUUUCAGACUGGUUGAUCAAGCUUGUCGAGUUUGCCAAAACAAUCCCAGAAUUCUCAGCACUGUCUCAUAAUGACAAAGUUACCUUAAUUCUCAAUUCCUGGAGCCGCCUGAUGCUGCUUUAUAUGGCUGAGAGCAACUUCCAGUUUGCCGUGACACCCAUGCUCACAUCAGACACCACUGUCACGGACUCCAAUCCUUCCCAGGAUGAGCCCACUAUGAAGACUGUAGAAGGGCUGCAGACAUUUAUCAAAAAGUGCCAGCAGAUGUCAGUUGACGGAAAGGAAUAUGAGUUUCUCCGCAUGCUUGUGCUCUUUAAUGCAGGUUACAUUGGGUUGUCAUGUCCAAAAGCCAUUGACCAGUUGAACUCUGUUGUCCAGCAGUUGCUGCAGCAGCAUGUCCGGGUGACCAGGCCUUCAGAUGUCAUGCAUUACUCACGCCUGCUCAUGUGCCUGCCCUCCUUAUAUGGCAUCAACAGCAAGAUGUUUGAAACCCUCUUCUGCAAACACAUCACCAAGAACACAGAUAUGGAGGUACUGCUGAAGGACAUGCUUCAGAAAGAAUCAUCAUAG
Molecule: messenger RNA, 1530 nt
Organism: Candidula unifasciata
Lineage: Eukaryota; Metazoa; Mollusca; Gastropoda; Stylommatophora; Geomitridae
Source: the annotation of a GenBank genome assembly